This is a messenger RNA of Xenopus tropicalis (tropical clawed frog), 3292 nucleotides long. It is a transcript of the gene gfra4, whose product is annotated as GDNF family receptor alpha 4. The record is from RefSeq and is a predicted model, not a curated record. Gene Ontology annotation, biological process: glial cell-derived neurotrophic factor receptor signaling pathway. Gene Ontology annotation, molecular function: signaling receptor activity. The transcript is spliced from 9 exons. NCBI's taxonomy places the organism in Eukaryota, Metazoa, Chordata, Amphibia, Anura, Pipidae. Gene Ontology annotation, cellular component: plasma membrane. Bases 870 to 2243 code for a protein of 457 amino acids.
GAGAGACCCCCAGGGCUGGGUGCUGUGCCAGGCAGUAGGGACCUGCUCUUGCUGUAGGAGUAAAGGCAGAGAGCUGAGACAGGGGAAGGAACAGAGCUGAGACAGGGGAAGGAACAGAGCUGAGACAGGGGAAGGAACAGAGCUGAGACAGGGGAAGGAACAGACCUGAGACAGGGGAAGGAACAGACCUGAGACAGGGGAAGAAACAGAGCUGAGACAGGGGAAGGCAGGGAGCUGAGACAGGGGAAGGCACAGAGCUGAGGGGGAAGGCAAUGCUCAGCCUCCCAGCAUCCUACAGUCUCUCUGGCUGCACUGGGGAAGCAGCAGCAGCAUCAUUCGCUGGAUUGCAUGGGAUUUAAACUCCUGCAGACCCCCAGGAUACAACUGCACCCCCCUUAUACCUGGAGCCCCUUUACUCUAUAUACCACCAUUAUACAGGGCAGCACCCCCAUUUCUCAUAUUUCCACAUUCUCAUCAGGGGACCCCACUCACCUACUUGCCCAAUCCGGGAGCCAAACUCAGGGCGCAAAGUGGGGGCCGCUCUUGUGUUUAACCCAUGGAUGUCCCCAGCUCCUGACAGCCCCGUAUUUGCCCAGGAAAACCCUCUAAACUUGCCAGCAAGGGGCAGGGGCAGCGCAAUCUGGGGCUGAAGUUUGCAGCUCGGAGGGGGGAGCGCUUGGGAGCGAUCAAACUUCAGCUGAUCCUGUCGGAUUUGGAGGCUCCGAGCUCUGAUCCAAAGGGGGAUGUGUAUAACCCACGGAACCAAGCUGAGAGUGUCACACACCUGCAGGGAGAUUGGGCUCACCGAACCCAGGAGCUAGAACCUCAGCCUCUCCCGUAUUGCCUUCUGCCACCGGGGAAUAGUCGCCAUGAAAGCGCUUAGACUGCUCGCUUGCGUCCUGCUGCUGCUGGUCUGCGCCGCCGGGGGCAGUCAGCGAAGCGGCAGGAAGAAGGCGGCGUCGGAAGUCGCAUCGAGCAACAGACAGAAAACAAAAGAGAAGACAUCGGCGGCCACAUCAGCCAGCAGAGACUGCCUACAAGCAGGAGAAGCCUGUACCAGCAACCCCAGCUGUAGCUUCAAUUUCAGAAAGCUGCGCCAGUGUAUAGCAGGGAAUGGCGCUAACAAACUGGGGCAGAACGCCAAGAACCAGUGCCGGCGCACAGUGACAGAGCUGCUCUCUAGCCAGUUACAUGGCUGCAAAUGCAAACGGGGCAUGAAGAAGGAAAAGAACUGCUUGAACAUAUACUGGAGUGUCCAUCACACCCUUAUGGAAGGGGUAAAUGUGUUGGAGAGCUCACCGUAUGAGCCGUUCGUCAGGAGGUUUGACUAUGUGAGGCUGGCGUCCAUCACAGCAGGUUCUGAGAAUGAAGUGACCCAAGUCAACCGCUGCCUGGACGCGGCCAAGGCCUGUAACGUGGACGAGACCUGCCAGAAGCUACGGACCGAUUACGUCUCGUCGUGCAUUCGCCACGUGUCUCGGACUGAGCAGUGCAACCGCUCCAAGUGCCACAAGGCUCUGAGGAAAUUCUUCGACCGCGUUCCGGCCGAGUACACUAACGAGCUCCUGUUUUGCCCCUGCGAGGACACGGCCUGCGCCGAGCGGAGGCGCCAAACCAUCGUCCCAGCCUGCUCCUAUGAAUCCAAGGAGAAACCAAACUGCCUGACUCCACUGGAGACCUGCAAAGGGAACUUCAUCUGCAGGUCCCGCUUUGCUGAAUUCCAGUUCAACUGCCAGCCGUCUCUCCAGUCUGCCACUGGCUGUGCCCGGGAGAAUUAUGCAGCCUGCCUGCUGGCGUACACGGGAAUUAUAGGCAGCGCAAUCACCCCAAAUUAUGUAGACAACUCCUCGUCCAGCGUCUCCCCUUGGUGCACGUGUAAUACCAGCGGCAACCGACAGGAGGAGUGUGAGAACUUUCUCCACCUUUUCACAAAUAACAUCUGUCUCCAAAAUGCUAUUCACGCCUUUGGCAAUGGGACAAACUUGAAUCCAGUGUCAAAUCCCUCUGUUGCCUCAACGACGCCAGCGUUUAAGGAGGAGGUUCAUACAAACAAUUCCAUCCCCAUGCUGGAGGAGACUAUCUUUGUCCAGAUUCAGCCAACCAAGGUCUCUGGGGAGGAGCCUUUUUUACACGGAUCCAAUCAAAUCAAGUCCGAGGUCUCCAGUUGUCCUUCCCCUCUCUACACGUUGGCCGGAGUCGGAAGCUGCCUUCUCCUUUCCCUAUUCCUUCAGACGUUGGUGUGAAAGGGUCGGGUUGUACCAUCUAGUACCCUCACAAUACGGCUCAUAGGAGGAACAUUUCUUUUAUUUCUCAUUUCUCCAUUUUGGUUUAGGUCACAUUAACCUUAAAUACCUUCUUGUUUCUUUUCUUGUAUAUGAAAACGAUUUUUUUUUUCCGGUUGCAUUAAUCACGACGUCUCUACCAAAUUCCAACGCGACUUUCCGGCGCCGUUUAAGCCAGACUUAACCUCGAGUCGUUGGACUGCCUAGAACAAUGGCUUUCUGUUUUUUGCCAAUGGAUAACGGACAGCGGCCGAUGGCGGAACCCAGAGCUCGGAACCCGGACUGAAACCGGAUCACCGUUGAAUGAUCGGACAGUAGUAUGUAGAUAAAUGCAAACAACAAUGUCAUGAAACCCUUAUUUUCUACUUUUCUUGGGGGAAACGGGUGCGAAUACGACGUUAUCGUUCUUUUGAAUGACAAAGAGGGAGGAGCCUGUUGCCGCGACGCGUUUUUUUGAAACUUUUCCGAAACGCUUGUGUGAUUCAAAGUGAAAGUCAGGCCUUUUUCCUCCCGUGGCUCCUUAGACAAUUUCUACAUGUUAAUAACCCAGAUGCUUUGGAUUUAAUGAUAAGCCCGUCCUCUCGGUUCCCCCCGACGCUGUAGGCUUUUCAUGAGACGUUUUCUGAGAACAAUUUCUUUCUUCUCUAACAAAAUAAGGUAAAAGGACCAACACCGAGUAUGAUUUUUAUUCUAGGGAAUGUUUUUUUUCCUCUCCCCUCCCCCCCCCGGACAAUGAUAUUAAAUUGUACUAUAAUACGACACAGGGUGUGAGAUUAUUUUUAAGCCGGAAGAUGAAGUCAAUAUAUAAAAUAAACCCCAUUUUGUCCCGUGUGUGGUGAGAUGCGCUAUUGCGGGUAUUGCAGUACUGUAUGUAUUGAGAUUCACAAAUGUGCUUAUUUUUUCUAAUUCAAUAUGAAAUGCGUCAUGUAAACAGCGGCCCCGGCGGGAGGGCCCUCUCCAGCCUGUCGUGUUUACAGCAACGAAUAAAACUGCGUUAUAGAAAAACAAAA